Messenger RNA from Symbiodinium natans, 984 nucleotides. The record is from the annotation of a GenBank genome assembly. NCBI's taxonomy places the organism in Eukaryota, Dinophyceae, Suessiales, Symbiodiniaceae.
AUGGCGCUGCUCAAGGUGAUUUUCGUGGCUUUGCUCCAAGUUGCCAGCAGCGUGAGGACAAACGUCCAGUUGCAGGCGGAUGCGUCCAGCAGCGGCAUCGGACAAGAUGCCCUUGCGCAGUGGCUCUACAGCAGCCAGGGGAUGGACUUGUCAAGGUCCGAUGCAGAUUGGAUGGCGCAGAAGGGCGGAGCCAUCUUGAACGACUGCGGAGUAACCCUUGAGGACCUGAAGAAGCUGAAGGGCGCCCUCUACUACUCCGACCUUGGCUUUUCCAAGCAAAUGGUCAAGGACAAGUUGUUCGAGCUGGCCGAGCAGCACAUCGAUCCAGACAUUCUGAAGCAGAUGUUCUCCGCCCUCUACUACAGCUCUUCCGGCGUCGACCUCCUCCCAAAAAGUGUCGCACAGAGCAGGGCGGUGGAGCUCACGCUGGGCUAUGCAGAGCCAGAGCAAGUGAAAAGCCUUUUCAGCACGCUCUACAGCAGCAGUGGUGUGAAUCUUGGGAAGAGGGAGGCUCUGGAGAAAAUGCUGGAGCUUGCUAGGGCUGGCUGCGACCCCAUUGCCCUGAAGAAUGCCUACGCCCGGGCAUACGGGAGCCAGGCAGACCGGUUGAAAACGGCUUCCGAAUCUGCCGUGAUUGAGAACUUGAACUACAAGGCCAAGCGCUAUGCGAAGGAUGGCGUGGCAUACACUGCACAGGACUUUCAACAAUACUACCACGAAUACUUCCUGAGCGAGUGGAGCGUGGCGCCGGCAGAGAAGCGCGUGGCCCCAGACCGCAAGGCAUACUCGGCCAGCCAGUUCCGCAUGUUCUUCCAGAGCAACUGGGAACGCUACUGGGAUGCUGCGCCAGUGGCAACGCAGAUCCGCCUCGCAAAGGACGGCCGCCGCUACACGAUCCCCGAGUACCAGAGCUACUACAAGGACGCUUGGCAGUCCGAGUGGGCCGCGUCUCCGGAGCUCAUCUGCCAAGAGUGCAGCGCGUGA